This is a messenger RNA of Spirometra erinaceieuropaei, 2868 nucleotides long. The record is from the annotation of a GenBank genome assembly. Lineage: Eukaryota; Metazoa; Platyhelminthes; Cestoda; Diphyllobothriidea; Diphyllobothriidae.
AUGUUUCUUCAACUACUGCUACUGACGCUUUCCUAUGAGGUCACAGGAGAAGGUGACGUGGCUUUAAAAUUUUCAUCUUCGCCAUCUGGAACAUUUUAGCUUAUUUCAUAAUGCAGUAUAUAUAAAUCCUUAAAGUCCAGAUUUCCUUAUUGUGUUCUUUAUCCCCCGAAGAGUACAAAGAAGGAAGGAGGAGUCCAUUGAUCGAAAUAUAUAUAUUUGGAUUGAGACGUUUCGGAAACUCUCUCGUUUGCAUCAUCAGAAUGGUGCGCUGGUUCUCUUCGCUAGACUUGACUGCUUUCGCCUUGCUGUCUGUCUGGUGAUGUAGUCGUGGUCGAAGCACGAACGGUGACCCGGCCGUUCGCUGCUAAUUGCGUCGACCACUCCAGCUGACGGUUAGGUCAACAUUCAUGGGUCGAGCACGGAUGUAUUACCAAACAGCCAUCAAGGCUGAGGCGUUCAAGUCCGGCAGGAUGGACCAAUACACCACACUGAUAAUGGAAACAAGAGAGUUUGCGGAACGUUAGUUUAAAUAUGCAUUUAGAUAAAUGAACUCAUCCCUACUACGUCAAGAAGUAGUGAACUUCUCAGCAUAGUUAACAAUGUAUUCCUGGAUGAUGUGAAUAGCUUUAAAAUUAAGCAAAUGUGUGAGUACGCUAGAGUCAACUGCUGAUCCUUGUUCUUUCCCUUGCAGUGGUCAACAGCACUUUGGAAUUCAAAGAGCACAGUGAUUAUGCUUAUACGAAGAGGAUCUUCGGCAAUGUUACGGUACGAAUUGUCUAGCGCAAUGACUUGCUUUUAUACCUGAAAUAAUAAUGACCUUUUUAUUGCAGUUUUUGUCCGUGGACGGCGUAAACAUUUCCCGGCCCGCCAAUGGCUCACACUGUGUUCCACCGAAUGACUGUUGGGAAGUCAUUUACCGUAAGAUGUGCAGUAGAUUUUUUCUCCGUGACAAAAUAUCAUAGUCAAGGCAGUAUUUUGUACAACUUGCACAAGAACCGAUUUGUCGACUAUAAAUGCAAUAUUAAAUUGCUCAUGUGACAGCUUUCUCUCCGCCAUUGCGUCUUCAUUAUAUUGUAUAAUCGAAAGAGUAGUUUAAUUCAGUUUUGAAAAACGUUGUAACUCCCGAAUAACUUUAAACCCGCCCUUUCCGACUCCAACGUGCAUGUCUGCCGUUUAAGGAAAGUCAGAUAUUUUCUAUGCGCUACAAGGGUGACACUAUGUGAUGUUCAAAAAUUUUUACAGUGGAUUUGAGUCCCGUUGAAUAAUUGACAGGCAGCAUUAAAAAGGUGAACAUUUACAGUCUUAAAUAUCACAUAAUUUGAAGCAAGCAAGGACAGCAGAAUUUAAUGGGACCACAAAAUUUCGCGACCGCUUCUCAACUGCUGCCGGUCGUUGCAUAACAGAAAUAACAAGUGAGAAAGGUACAAAGGUUUGAAUAUCGACAGAGAAAAUCGAUGUAAAACGGCAAGGUCAACGUGAACUGCGCGUAGACUAAUCGAUUAGUCUACUGUAUUAAUUAACCCGCAUUCCUGUAUUGCCUCCUCGCUGACAUAUAUAUAUAUAUUUCCAUAUUUGCAAGGAAUGUGUCUCCUUCUACCGUUAAUGAGUGCCAAGGCACGUAAGCACACUGCUCGCGCAGCUAACUAAUGCCGGUUCAGUUCCAACUAAAUUCUGCCAUAUUUUUUCAAGCGACAAAUGCGGUAUUGCUAAAGAACAGUAUGCAAUUGUAUCCGUAUUUAACAGGUGUCAAAACACUUCACUUUUUAUAAGCCGAAAGAUACCUCAUCGCUAUCGGUAGACUGCAAGGAACCAAGGCAGCCUUCACGGUUCAACCUGUGAACCCCGCUAGCGGCAGCCCAGUUGCAGCUCAGUACAAAAGAGUUGGCACGCCAGACUGUAAGUUGAAAAAGCACUUAAUUCGAACACUCAUAAAUUUAGCCUCCUAAAUCGCAAUAACAGGAGCGUACUGAGGCUCCUCAGAUAGAUGCGAGCAAAUGUAGGUGCUUGUAUGAGCUAGAAGAUUAAUUGUUUUCACUGAUCUUAAUUCGAAAUUGUCUCUUAUAGUCCCGCAACUGACCAAUGGUGCGAGGUCUAUCGUCGCAAAAGAACUUCACCAAAACGAGCAACUCAUCCACAUUCUACUAUUUACUGAGAAUAUUCGGGUAAAUAUUCGAAUAUUCCUAAAUGCAAGAUGGCAACUGGUUAAUCGAAAUUAUUGCUUGAUUUGUCUCGGCAUAUCGGACCAACGAUAGCGAUCCAUAAGGGAACGUUGUCAGCUUUGAGAGUGAACUGAUGUGGCGAAAUCGUGUUCAAACCUAGGUUAAAUGCAGACCUUUUGUUUAAAUCGAGUAGUUUUUUGAGUUCGAUUAUCGAAUUUGCCAUUUAUUCACUUCACUCCCAAUCAUCUUGGGCCACCCUCACAGGCAAGUGCCUACACAGGUAGAGUAACGGUUGCGAUGCAAUGUCGUGUUUUUGUAAUUUCAGGAAAUAGACAUCGUCGGCAAUAUUACGCAGUGCGAUAUUAACAACGCUAUGAUCUCUCUCCUUGGCAAAACUGGUUAGUUAAUACUUCCGACUGGAAGGCGAAUUUUUUAAACGUUAUGGUGCUCUGUUUAUCUAAGCAGAAAUAUUCAGAUAGCGAUUACUCAUGUACGACCGUUUAACUACAUGCAUCUUGGUUUUGUAGGAGUUUUGAAAUUUCCCGUCGUACUUUUUACGGGGCAUGUGAGCACGAAGCCUCGGCUAUUGGAGAUAAACUUCUCAACCGGCAGAGUUGAUCGUAUUACGAUGACUCCCUCCAAUAGAAAUGACGCGACAGUGCCAAUUUUAACCUUCAUCGACAAUGCUAACGCCUUCAAGGUGAAGUAA